This is a messenger RNA of Nomascus leucogenys (northern white-cheeked gibbon), 5056 nucleotides long. Lineage: Eukaryota; Metazoa; Chordata; Mammalia; Primates; Hylobatidae. The record is from RefSeq and is a predicted model, not a curated record.
CAAAGAAAAAAGUGAGCACCCAGCCAGCCCUGAGAGUCGUAUUCUGCACCUGGUAGACGUCCUUAUCGCCUCUUCCCCAGAGAAGCCUUUGCUUCUGGGACUGAUGCCUCAGCUCUCAGGCCUCUGUGCAGAACGGGCUCUCUUCAGGGCCUCCUCCUUCACAGAGUCGCGGACGCUUUGCUUUCUGCAAGGGAGGACCAUGCGGAAGGGCUGAGUGCUCCAGUGCGAGGGCUGCUGGGGCACUGUUGACCAGAAAGUGCAAUGCGGCUGUGUGGUACGGGGGUGGCCACUGCAUGGCCCUUUGCUGACAGGCACCGGUGCCGUGAAGGCUGGGGGCGCACAGCAGGGAUGCGGCAGUGUGCGUCCCAGGCAGGACGGGCGUUGGCCUUGCCGCUCCAGACGCUGAGGGAGCCCCUUAGGAUGGAAGUGACUCGCACUUGUGCUUUUGAGGCCCAGCCCUUUGAAUGCCACUGGUUCCUGGAGUGUCUGUGACCUGUCACUGCUGCCAAAUGCCUGAGGCUGGGGGGCCUGACCCCUGUUUGCUUUCCCUUAUCCAGUCCAUCUGCAGAUUCUGUCACUUUGAUCCCAAAAUAUACAAGCAGCUCCCCUAUUGUCCGGCUGCCCUCCACUGUGUGGACUCCUGAUCGCUCGCCGCGGCCUCACCAUCCCUUCCCUGCACAGCAGCCACGUGGGUGACCCAGAGCGCUCCACUGCCCUCCCGGCCCCGCCGUGGCUCUGUCCUGCCGUCCUGUGCUUGCUGUGUCCCUGGCACCCCACCGGUACUCUCCCCCGCUGCGUUGUGCCCUCCUUGCACUUCCUGGUCCUGGCAGAACCGCUCCUUUGUCACUCGCCUCUCAGCCUCUGCCUUCACCAGCCAUCAGUCACUCGGGCCAGGGCGGGGUCACCGGACAGGUGCAUGUUCUGCCUCAGCCCUCAGAUCAGGGCGUACUCAGUGGUCCCUGAGCUGCCUGAGGUCAGACAGCCCCGCAGGAGGAAGCGGUGGGUUUGUGGGGAAGCCUUGAGGGGCAUGCAGCUUUCUUGGCCCCCUCAUGGGAGCAUGCCCCCUCUGGGCUCUGUGUCUCUGGGAUCAUAACCUCCCGCUUCCCAUCCCCGCGGUGGAGGGGCAGGGCUUCCCAUGCAUCCGAACUUGUGUCUUCCCUGAUAGUCCAGAGCAAGACCCUGUGGGGGGCUGGCGAGGAGGGCACUCGCUUCCUGUUUUGUUGUCCAGGGAACUGGUGGGCCUGUGUUGUGGUGGUACGUGAGUGCCCGCGUGUCACAGUGUGUGUGGCCACCCAUGUGUGAGACAGUCUCGGUUGGAGCUGGCCAGGCAGGCCAGGCUGUGGUCAUGCUGGCUUCAUGCCACCCCCUGCCCUCUCCAUGCAAUGCCCACAGCCGUGUGUGCCUGCAAGGGCUGGUGUCCUGCUUUGCAGGUGACCCAGGAAGGGCUGGUUUGUGGUCACGCAGAGUGGUGGGUGCCUGGGCCCGUGCAUGACGCUGCUGCUAGUGGCUCUGGCUAGGCUCAGCUGAGCCUCAGGGCUGGAAUGGGUGCAGGCCGGCCCACUGGGUCAGUGGUGACUGUGGGAAGGAGAGCAGGGGGAGCCAUGUGCAGAGCGGGGGCUUUGCUGGCUGACCAGGUCAGAGGACUGUGAGCCACCUGCACGCCCUUGGGCCGGAGCCAAGCAGAGUGACACAGCGGGCUGGGAGGGAACGCCCUUCCACCUGACUGUGGCCUGAGGGUGCCUUCCCUGGGGCCCAGCCGGUUCCGCAGGCCUGAGCGGUGGCUGGCGCAGUGCUGGGGCAAGGCUGGAGGCUGGGUACUUGGCCAGGUCUGAGGCCACGGGAACCGAGGGCUUGGUCCUGCCCAGCUCAGUUAGGAGCAGGGAGCUGAAGUGUGGCCUCUUUGCUGCUGAACUGAGGACUUUUUUUCAGUAGGGAUUAGGCAGGAGGACCAUGUGACGAAUGAGGAAACUGUUUUGUUUUGUUGGAUUUUUUAAGUGUCGGAAGCUGUUUUGACUUAGUUGCUUUUACAACAGCUUUACCAAGUUGCAUCACAAUUGUGUUUUGCUUUGAGUUUUGAGUAUGAAGAGCUUAGGCUUCUAGUGUGGGCGCACAGUCGGGACCAUACCAAUGGGGCGGCCGCGUGUUCGCCAAGCGUGGCCUGGAUGCUGUGGACACACCGGCCAGCUCCCAGCAGGCAGGGGCCCCCUCGCGAGCCACGUGUGUGACCCAGCAGGUGCUGAGCUCAUAGGGGAUGGCAUGAGUGACCCCACGCCUCCCAGUAAUGCCUGCGCAGGGCACAUUCAGGACCCCGCGAGCCAGCGGCUGACGUGGAACAAGUCUCCGAAGAGUGUCCUUGUCAUCAAGAAGAUGAGAGAUGCCAGCCUACUGCAGCCGUUCAAGGAGCUCUGCACGCACCUCAUGGAGGAGAACAAUAUGAUCGUGUAUGUGGAAAAGAAAGUGCUAGAAGACCCUGCCAUCGCCAGCGAUGAAAGCUUUGGGGCAGUGAAGAAGAAAUUCUGUACCUUUCGAGAAGAUUAUGAUGACAUUUCCAAUCAGAUAGACUUCAUCAUCUGCCUGGGGGGAGACGGGACGCUGCUGUACGCUUCCUCACUUUUCCAGGGCAGCGUCCCUCCGGUCAUGGCCUUCCACCUGGGCUCCCUGGGCUUCCUGACCCCAUUCAGCUUUGAGAACUUUCAGUCCCAAGUUACUCAGGUGAUAGAGGGGAACGCAGCUGUUGUUCUCCGGAGCCGGCUGAAGGUCAGGGUGGUGAAGGAGCUCCGGGAGAAGAAGACGGCCGUGCACAACGGGCUGGGUGAGAACGGCUCACGGGCUGCGGGCCUGGACAUGGAUGUCGGGAAGCAGGCCAUGCAGUACCAGGUCCUGAAUGAGGUGGUGAUUGACAGAGGCCCCUCCUCCUACCUGUCCAACGUGGACGUCUACCUGGACGGACACCUUAUCACCACGGUGCAGGGCGACGGAGUGAUCGUGUCCACCCCGACGGGCAGCACGGCGUAUGCGGCCGCGGCCGGGGCCUCCAUGAUCCACCCCAACGUGCCGGCCAUCAUGAUCACGCCCAUCUGCCCCCACUCGCUGUCCUUCCGGCCCAUCGUGGUCCCCGCAGGGGUCGAGCUGAAGAUCAUGCUGUCACCUGAAGCAAGGAACACAGCAUGGGUGUCCUUUGAUGGACGGAAGAGACAAGAGAUCCGCCAUGGAGACAGCAUCAGCAUCACUACCUCAUGCUACCCGCUCCCCUCCAUCUGCGUGCGGGACCCCGUGAGCGACUGGUUUGAGAGCCUCGCCCAGUGCCUGCAUUGGAACGUCCGGAAGAAGCAAGCCCACUUCGAGGAGGAGGAGGAGGAGGAGGAGGAGGGCUAGGUCGAGCCCCUGUCCAGGCCCGAAUCCUUCCGCUGCCCUCCAAGCGCCCUCUGGGGACAGACCAAUCUGUGUGUGUCUGUGACCGCCCCUGUCUCAAUGGCACAGCCACUUCCUUCCUGUAGCUGGGUUAGAGCCUGGGUCUGCCUUUUGUCCAGAUCAGCUGUUUUUUUAACAUUUUAAGUCUGACUUUUUUUGCAUUUCUAAAGAAGCCUGAGAAAUGGGCUGGGAGUGCUUCUGUCCCGCUGACACCCCCGGUGGGUCCCUGGAGCGCAGCCGCCAGCUGCCACAAUUUCCAUGCCAGGAUAUUUUUCCACAAAUCAGUCGGUUGAAAUUCAGAGGAGUCAGAAUGACUCGACCUGUCCUUCAGUGUUGAAAAUAAAUGUCUCAGCCAAAAACCUUCCUUGAGCUGCGAUGCUUUUCCCCUUGGCCUGUGCCUCUUCCCCUAAAACUUCUGCAGGGAAACCCCUGGCGGAGGCGCCGUUGAAAGCAUGGUCUUGCCAGUGGCUGGCAAGGUGGUUUUGUUCUGCUCAGUUUCUGGAGAGGGUUGGAUGCGUCCCCUGCCAUCCACCCUCCCCGCUUGAGGCCAGCACUGAGUCUAGGACCCUCAGCGGGAGGGGGCUGGCAUCGCCAGUGACCCACACAUUCCUCAUGUAGCUUCUGCUCCCAGGAAGGUGGCUUAAAUCCUGUAUAUACUUUUUAGAGAUUCUUUUAAACUUUCUGAAGUGCUUAUGUACAUACUUUCUUGUACACACUUUUGUGAAGAUUUCAAGGGGAAGGGAGUCGUCUGCCAUUAAAUGUUUACAUUUGUGUUCUGCAAGACGCUGUCCUCAGGGACCAUUCGGGGACCAUUCUGUUCACUGCGAUCUUGAUGGUCCGGGAGACGGGGAUUUCCGGGGCUAGUGAUCGUGAUCCCUUUUAUUUUGCAACUGUAAUGAGAACUUUUGACACUAACACAGCGAGGGGCUCAACACGCUGAUUAUUCUCCUGCCUCUCCCGUGAGUCUCCAGCCUGCCCAGCACCAGCAGCUGUGGAGCAUGUGGGUGCUGCGUACCCCUGGGCCUGCGUCUUCCACAGGCACAGGUUUGUGGAGGCCGUGGUCGGAGCCUAGUGUCCUGGUUACUGCUGCCCGGGUGUCUGUUUUUGAGUAACUGCUCUCUGAGUUUUGCACAUGAAGUCGCCCUCAUCUGCUGGAGAUUGAUAGAAAAGGAAGGCACAAGACGUUCUCCUCUGCCCACGAGGAGCUUCCCACAGCCGCCUGGCCCAGCCUGGGCACGUUCUCCGAGGCAUGUGUCUCCCUGCUCACCCUCGUCUGGGCACCUCAGCAUCUGCGGACGUGAGCGUCCAAAAACUCAGAGUGUGAUUCUGGGCAGUGGGCCUGGCUUGAAGUCCGCCAUGACCCUGGGCACAGGGGAAGCCCAGCCGUGAGCUUAGGAGGAGAGAGGGACCAGCGCCCAGCGUUAGGGCCGGAAGACAGCAGUGUUCAGAAUUCCAGCUGCUCAUCUGUACACAAAAGGUGUGAACUGAGCUCUAAAGCGGCAUGAGAUGGGAAUGAUCUAGAAAACUGGAUUUUUGAAGUAAAUUUUAAUGUUUCAUAUUAAUUUCUUGAAAAUUUAUUAAAUGUCAUUGAAAGCCUUAUUACGAUUUCCAGAUCCUUUCAAUAAACAAGACUUGUAGAAAAUAA